Drosophila innubila is the source of this 512-nucleotide messenger RNA. RefSeq lists its product as uncharacterized. The transcript has a single exon. The coding region runs from base 1 to 420 and encodes 139 amino acids. The record is from RefSeq and is a predicted model, not a curated record. Lineage: Eukaryota; Metazoa; Arthropoda; Insecta; Diptera; Drosophilidae.
AUGAAAACUUGCCAGAAUCAGAAGGACAAAUCUGAGAAGAAACGAGAGAAGCUGCUGAACAAACAGACAAAGGCCAAAUAUCAUCAGGAGAAACUAAGGAAGCACUCAAAGAAAAUGCUUAAGUCAACGCAGAACGUUACUUUCCAUUAUCAGCUAUUCCUAUAUCGCCAGGAGCUGCGAAAAUCCGACGCGGACUUCUCCUAUCUACGUCUAUCCCGGGCCAAGAUCAUGUUGACGGCACAGCUCAUAGCCAAGAAUAUUGGCAACUGCAACAAACUGUGCACCGUGGAUGAUCUCAAGAUGCUCAGCCGGGAGGUUCAGUUCAAGAAGCGCCUGUGCAACCAAGUAGAACGCUUGGAACAAUUCCAGGAGCUGGGCCUAACCGAUCUCGUGCUCAAUGGCAAAAGGACUGCUCUCUAAAGGGCUUCUUACUAGGGCUGGGCAUUAGCUUAAGUUACUUUUAUAGUUUAGAUUGUAAUUUUUAUUCAAAUAAAAUUUGACAAUACAUUUAA